CUUAUUGGAAAUGCCGCGAAUUUGAAAUAUGCGCCAAUUGAUUGAUAACUUUAAAAGAAAUUCCAAUUAGUUUUCUUUUACUUUGAUCCACCGAUGGCAACGUUGUAAAUGCACACGUAUUUGUGGAUCGGCGAUGAUAAUUUUCAAUGUACAUCCUUCAUUUUGUUUGAUCAAUAAUCAUCAUGAAGCGCUCCAAUUCCUAGCGAUUUCAAACAAUUCCUAUAUACCAAUAACAUAACUACUUUAGCUAAGCAGCAACAAGGCAACGAAAAUAUCAGUCCUAAAAAAAUCAAGUAAUCUAAGAAUUUCUAAUAAUAAGAUGAGGGGCAAUGAGCAAGGAUCACCGAGGGGUCAUCGCAGCAGAAGCUGCAGCCGCAGCAUGUCAAAAAGUAGCAGAGGCAGUAAGAAGAGUGGCCAGAGAUCGAGCUACACAAAGUCUCGAUCCAGGUCCAGAUCUAGGAGCAGUAGUCAAGAGUUUGAUGGAUACAGAUUGCACAUUGCUGAUAUUGGGGAGAAUAUAAGGAAGUCCGAUUUGGAGAAGCUCUUUUCUAGUUAUGGCACAUUGAGGGAGAUUUGGAUGACGAACAGCACUCCCUGCUUCGGGUUUGCUGUUUAUAAAGAUAAAAAGGAUGCUGCCACUGCUCUCACAGAAACUGACGGUGUGGAGGUCGCCGGAAGCAGGAUAAGAGUUUCGUAUGCGAAACCUAGGACCAGAGGAUCUGGUCGUCGGUUCUUUAAUCCGAAUAUGCGAUGCUACCAAUGCGGAUAUACGGGACAUUUUUAUAGAGAUUGUCCAGAUAUGAAUGGUGGCGGUGAUAAGAGAGGCGGCGGAUCACGUUACGACUCACACUCGGAUCGCAAUAGUAGCAGACGGCGCGAAAGGGAAAGGGAUUACCACCACGAACGUGACCACAGCAGUAGACGUCACCGUUCGUCGAGAAGACACGAAGACUACGGAAGCAGUCGUAGCAGUCGUCGUAACCGUUAUUAACGUAUCAUGAUGCUGUAGUCUUAGAUUUCUUUUCAGAGAUAUUUCUUCUGUUCUUUUUUUGUUUCCUUUUAAAUAGUUAUUUUUUUUUUGUUUAGACGUGUGUAACGAGUGAGAUUUUCACAUUAAAAAAAUAAUAAAGUUGCUCUAAAA
Nicrophorus vespilloides is the source of this 1141-nucleotide messenger RNA. Its product is annotated as serine/arginine-rich splicing factor 7-like. The record is from RefSeq and is a predicted model, not a curated record. NCBI's taxonomy places the organism in Eukaryota, Metazoa, Arthropoda, Insecta, Coleoptera, Silphidae. Bases 320 to 991 code for a protein of 223 amino acids. Gene Ontology annotation, molecular function: RNA binding; zinc ion binding. The transcript has 4 exons.